AUGGCUCCAACUCCUACUGGACACUCCCAUAGGAGUACAACAAAAACAACUCAUAAAGCAUUCAAAUCAAGAAAAGCUUCGAAAGGUGCAUUGAAGGAAUUGUCAAAAGGCAAGGUCCAAGAUUUAAGUCAUCGAAAAUCUCCUCACCAGCAACUAAUGUCAAAAUUUGACCGUCGGAAUCAAGCCCGCCAAAAGCAAAAUACAAAACAUAAGGAACAUCAAAGGGAUUUGAAUGUUUUUCAAGGUCGCGAUGGCGCACCAAGAAUUGUCGCUCUCGUUCCACUAUGCGAUGACGCAAAUGCUGCAGCCGCAGUACGAAGUUUAACAGGUAGUUUGGACGUUGAGAUUGAUGUGCCAGAAGAAGGAAUUAUCCGUGCCGAUAUCGACAGAUUCAAGCAGAAAGUUCAAUACGUUAUUACCAAGAAGGAGUUAUUCAGCUGCAUGAAUGCCAGUAGAGUGGCAGACUUUGUAGUUUUCAUCAUGUCAGCAGAACAAGAAGUGGAUGAGUUAGGGGAACUCAUUAUCCGCAGUGUUGAAAGCCAAGGAUUGUCGACUACUUUGACAGUCGUUCAAGGACUGGAUAAAAUUGAGCCACCCAAACUGAGAUCAGGGGUUCUUUCUUCACUCAAAUCCUACGUUCAGCAUUUUCAUCCAGAUCAAGAAAAGGUGCACAACCUAGACUCGAGGCAAGAAUGUGCCAAUCUCAUGAGAUCAUUGUGCACAUUGGCCCCGAAAGGAAUUCGAUGGAGAGAAGAAAGAAGUUGGAUGCUUAUUGAUGAAGUUCAAUGGCCAACGAACGAACAGGAAAAUGUGGUACUGACUGGUUUUGUCAGAGGCAAGGGAUUGAAAGCAGAUAGAUUAAUCUCAGUUGGCGACUGGGGCGAUUUCCAGAUCGAGAAGAUAACGGCUGCACCAUUGGCCUCCAAAAAGAGACGCACGGAUGAAAUGGCUACGGAUGAAUCUAAUAAUGAGAUCAUCCUUGAAACACCAGGUGAAGAUCGGGAUGAUCUUGCAGAACUUGCACCUGAGGAGGUGAUUAUGGAGGACGAUGAGGAUGCCACCAUGUCGGUAGCCCCAACGGAAAAGCGGGGAGUACUUCUUGAUGAUCACCACUACUUCUCUGAUGAUGAGACACAUCUACCGGCUGUACCAAAACGACUUCCCAAAGGUACUUCCAACUAUCAAUCAGCAUGGUUCCUCGGAGACCAUUUCUCGGAUUCGGGCUCUGAUAUGGAAGACUUUGAAGAAGAAAUGACGAUGGAUACUCCAGCCCUCCCUCAAGACGGAGCCGAAGGGUUUGCGCCAAGAGAGCCUACAGAAGCUGCGCCAUCAGAAUACCCACAAUCAGAAAUGUUUUUGGACCCUAAUCCAGAUGAUGAAGCCGAGGCGGAACAACUAGCCGCGUUCAGAGGCCGUAAAACGGACGAGGCAGCAGAAGAUCGUGAAUUUCCGGAUGAAAUCGAGCUUCACCCGAAUGUUUUAGCACGUGAACGUCUUGCUAAAUUUCGUGGUCUAAAGAGUCUGCGCACUAGUCCAUGGGAGGAAGCUGAAGACAGAGCAUAUGAGCCAGAAGAUUGGAGACGUCUACUUCAAGUGUCUGACUACAAAUCAUCUCGUAGUCAAGUCACUCGUGAGGCCUUGGUCGGUGGAGUAGCUGCAGGAACUCGAGUUCAUAUUCACCUUCGCAACGUACCCACUUCGUUGCAAUCAACGUACAAUGCUUCUCAGCCUCUAAGCGCAUUCUCACUCCUCCGUCACGAGCACAAACGGGCUGUUUUAAACAUCAACUUCACUCUCAGCUCAGACUAUCCAUCGCCCAUCAAAUCCAAGGACGAGAUGAUUGUGCAGUGCGGACCUCGCCGCUUCGUUGUCAACCCCCUUUUCUCUCAAGGUGGCAACACUCCUAAUGACGUUCACAAAUUUGAUCGAUUCCUUCACCCUGGUCAAUCGACUGUCGCCUCCUUUAUCGGUCCCCUUUCAUGGGGCUCCAUACCAACUGUUUUCUUCAAAAGACCUUCUGAGACUGCACCAUCUUCCGCACCUCUUCUUUUAAUUGGUACUGGCACAUCAUUGCCACCUUCUACCUCUCGAAUUAUUGCUAAACGUAUCAUUUUAACUGGACACCCUUACAAAAUUCACAAGAGACUCGUUACUGUCCGCUACAUGUUCUUUAAUCGUGAAGAUGUCGAAUGGUUCAAAGCACUUCAAUUGUGGACUAAGAGAGGAAGAAGUGGCUUCAUCAAGGAGAGCUUGGGUACCCAUGGAUAUUUCAAGGCUACAUUCGAUGGCAAGAUCAAUCCUCAAGAUGCUGUGGGAGUUAGUUUGUACAAGAGAAUGUGGCCAAGAAGUGCGAGGACUUGGGACCCCAUCUCGGAUGGACUUUCGGAGGAUUUGGCAGGGGACAAGGACGUCGCCAUGGAAUAA
This is a messenger RNA of Sclerotinia sclerotiorum 1980 UF-70, 2424 nucleotides long. RefSeq lists its product as hypothetical. The transcript has 2 exons. Lineage: Eukaryota; Fungi; Ascomycota; Leotiomycetes; Helotiales; Sclerotiniaceae. Gene Ontology annotation, biological process: maturation of SSU-rRNA from tricistronic rRNA transcript (SSU-rRNA, 5.8S rRNA, LSU-rRNA); ribosome biogenesis; endonucleolytic cleavage of tricistronic rRNA transcript (SSU-rRNA, 5.8S rRNA, LSU-rRNA). Gene Ontology annotation, molecular function: GTP binding; GTPase activity; U3 snoRNA binding. The coding region runs from base 1 to 2424 and encodes 807 amino acids. Gene Ontology annotation, cellular component: nucleus; preribosome, small subunit precursor. The record is from RefSeq and is a predicted model, not a curated record.